Halteromyces radiatus is the source of this 1080-nucleotide messenger RNA. RefSeq lists its product as uncharacterized. NCBI's taxonomy places the organism in Eukaryota, Fungi, Mucoromycota, Mucoromycetes, Mucorales, Cunninghamellaceae. Bases 1 to 1080 code for a protein of 359 amino acids. The record is from RefSeq and is a predicted model, not a curated record. The transcript has 5 exons. Gene Ontology annotation, molecular function: protein binding.
AUGGCAGCUGCGAUAGAACUUAGUACUAGUCCAAAUGUACCUCCUGCUCCUGCUGCUGGAAUGUAUUGGUCAAGAGCUAUAUCUUUUGGUCGUGGUCCUUCUCGUCCUUUACGAGCUCAUACUUCUAAUUUGAUUGGUGAACAUUUAUAUGUAUUCGGUGGUUGUGAUAUUAAGGCUUGUUUUAAUACAUUAUAUAUUCUGGAUAUGGAUACAUUGACAUGGUCUAAACCAAGGACUACUGGCGAUAUUCCUCCACCUUGUCGUGCACAUUCUUGUACAACUGUAGAACAUGAUGUGGGUAAUGGAAGACGUGUCCCAUUUCUUUAUGUUUUUGGUGGUGGUGAUGGACCCAAUUAUUUUAACAAUCUUUAUGUGUUGAAUACUGAAAGAAAGAAUAGGGAAAUUUAUUUAUUUAUUUUUUGGAUAGAAACAUUUACUUGGACAAAACCAAACACUGAAGGUAUACCACCUUCUCCUCGACGAGCUCAUACUACAUGUUCAUGGAAUAGCAAUAUCAUUGUUGUUGGUGGUGGAGAUGGUGCUCGUGCUUUGGCUGAUGUACAUUGUUUAGAUUUGGCAGACCCAAGUCGUCCGGUAUGGUCACAAAUGGAACCUUCGGGUACGGCUCCUAUUGCAAGAGGAUAUCAUACAAGUAAUUUGGUCAAGGAUAAAUUGAUCGUUUUUGGAGGUAGUGAUGGUCAUGAAUGUUUUAGUGAUGUAUUUGUAUUGGAUCUAGUGGCAAAUAAAUGGAGUCAAGUAGAUGUAGAUCGUGCAAUACCUAGAUUAGCUCAUACUGCAACACAAAUUGGAUCUUAUAUAUUUGUCAUUGGUGGACAUGAUGGCAAUAGAUAUUCAAAUGAUGUUUUAUUAUUGAAUCUUGUAACAAUGAGUUGGGAAUCAAGAAAGAUUUAUGGUGGUGCACCAUCACCUCGUGGUUAUCAUACAGCAGUUUUACAUGAUUCUAGAUUAUAUAUAUUGGGAGGUUAUGAUGGAAAGAAUGUAUUUGAAGAUAUUUAUCUUUUAGAAUUAUCUUCUUCUGCUUAUUUAUCUCAAAUCACUAAUUUUGAUAUUGAUGUUUGA